AAGCUGCCAUUUUGAGUGUGAAGCAGACUGUGAAGUACUACACAGUUCGCAGUACGCCUGUAUAUGCCUGCUUCCUUGACCUGUCCAAAGCGUUUGACCUGGUUUCCUAUGACAUCCUAUGGCAAAAACUUGACAAGCUGUCUAUGUCACGUGACUUAGUGCAUAUUUUGAAAUAUUGGUACUUGAACCAGGUCAACGUGGUUCGGUGGGCCGGGGAAUACUCGGAUCCGUACAGGUUGGAGUGCGGGGUGAGGCAAGGAGGGUUGACCUCGCCGAAGCUCUUCAAUCUUUACGUGAACGCCCUGAUAGAGGAGCUCAGUAGUACGCAUGUUGGCUGCCAUAUAGACGGUGUCUGUCUUAAUAAUAUAAGUUAUGCGGACGACAUGGUGCUGCUGAGUGCUUCUGUCUGUGGAUUGUCGAAACUCAUUGCAAUAUGUGAAAGAUACGCUGAAAGCCAUGGUUUGAUAUACAACGCGAAGAAAAGUGAGUGUAUGGUCUUUCAUAGUAGAGGAAAAUGUCCAGAUAAUAUUCCAUCUAUCAAACUCAAUGGUGCGCCUUUAAAAAAGGUAGAAGAAUUUAAAUACCUUGGACAUCUAGUGACCUCUGAUUUGAAGGAUGAUGCAGAUAUUGAAAGGGAGCGCAGGGCACUGUCUGUGAGAGCAAAUAUGAUUGCCCGAAGGUUUGCUCGCUGCUCAGUGGAUGUUAAAAUCACUCUCUUUAGAGCUUUCUGUACUGCCUUGCGUGUCCAGUUCAAUAAUGCCUUCAGGGUGCUGUUGGGGCUGUCUCGGUUCUGUAGCGCGUCCGGGAUGUUUGCCGAAUUCGGCGUAGAUUGUUUUUACACAACGAUGCGAAAAAGGUGCGCAUCCCUGGUGCGCCGGACCUGGGGGAGCUCAAACAGUAUCCUGAGGCUAUUCUCUGAGCGUUUUGACUGUCAGUACAUGAAUCAUUGUUGCAUGAUUCAUGUGCUGCCUUAUUUAAAAUAA
This is a messenger RNA of Ostrinia nubilalis (European corn borer), 983 nucleotides long. RefSeq lists its product as uncharacterized. Bases 144 to 983 code for a protein of 279 amino acids. The transcript has 2 exons. The record is from RefSeq and is a predicted model, not a curated record. NCBI's taxonomy places the organism in Eukaryota, Metazoa, Arthropoda, Insecta, Lepidoptera, Crambidae.